GCUGAGUAGAGCCUUGUGUAUUUUUACCGUGAAGUAGAACCUACGAAGGACAAGUAGGCAAUCGCAACCUGACCUCAUACGUUGAUCUUACAUACUUAUUUCGAAGCAGGUCUUCAUCUAUUCAAGCACUGCGAUGUAGUUUUUCUUUCAUAUAUUUGCCGGCGAUUGUGAUUUUGUCUAAUAUCACGAAAUCACUGUUCUUGUAGAGCAUAUUUCCACUACACCAGGCACAUUCACCGUUGAAAAAAUGUCCUGUCCCUGCCGAAAAAGGGCCCCGGGAACUACUGGGCUCGAUGGGAACAGCAACUACACGGAUUUCUACAAGAAACUGGAGCCGGAGUCCAAAGACUUCUCCCAUUUCGAUUUCGACACGAUUCACCACUACAACCGCAUGACCAUCCUCGAAUGGCUGUGUUGCCCAAAGAGAAACACCGAAAGCACCUGGACCAUCGAGAAGCAUAUCAAGCCGAACUGCAUGCAGGGGCAGAUCGUUUUGAUCACCGGCGGGAGCUCGGGGAUUGGUCUUGAAACCGCGAAAAUUCUCUCCUGCAUCGCCGGCGCUUGUGUGGUGAUCUGCUCCUCGGACAAAGAAAAGGUCGAUCAGGCCGUGACGAAAAUCCGGAACAUUAUCCGGGCGAAGAAGAAGGAGUUAGAAGAUAUCCGCCCGGUGACGCGAAGGAGGAAAAACAUUCAACCGACGGCCGGGAAGUGCUUCGGGCUGGAGUGCGACCUGGCGAGUCUGAGAAGUAUUCGGAAAUUUUCGGAGGAGUUUAAAAAAAAGUUUGAUCGCGUCAACGUUUUGGUCCACAACGCAGGGGUAAUGCGGUUCGAUACUGGUGCAGCUGCAUCUUCUUCGAGCACCAGCGACACAAAUGCAAGUAAAAAUAUCUUUCGCACAGUGGACGGGAUCGAGCGGUUCACCCAGGUGAAUUACCUCGGAGGGUUUUACCUCACGAAAUUGUUAUGGAACCCGUUGCUACGCGCAGCAAAUUCCACUUACGGCCAGGAAAACCCGGGGGCGGUGCGAGUGGUGCUGACGACGUCGCUGUCGCAUUGGGAGGCGAAAAGAGGCGUUGACUUUUCGGACGAGGCGUGGACGAAAGAAGUUGCGGGCUCAGGGUCGUCCACAGCAGCCACAUCAAUUACAAAGGAAUACAACAAGCACGGCGAGUCGAAGCUGAUGGCACUACUGUUCAUGCGAAAGCUGGCGCAACGUCUCGAAGAGAAGAACAAGCGCAAGAGGUUGGUAAACAUCAGCGCGACCUGCUGCCACGUGGGAAAGGCGGAGACGAAUUUGCGGAAAAGAUCAUCUCAGACGAUUUUGAACAGUGUGUUGCAAUUUCUCAACCCAGUCAGCUGGUUUCUCCCCAGCCCGAUGCCCGCGGAGCAGGCGUGUUUGUCGCAAGUGCUCUGCUGUGUAGACGAAGACGUGCAGAACGGGUCUUUCUACGGCCCCGAUCACGUGGUAACCGGGUUUCCGGUGGAAGUGAGCGGGCGGAAGUACCACGAGAGCAGCUUCGCAAACAACGAGGCGCAAAUAUCAAAGUGAAAAAAGCCCCCACCCCAUAUCGAAAACGAAAUUUGUGAUGCUGAUAUGCAGUACACAAAUCGCCUUGUAAUGCUAGAAGGCCAAGAGACGCAGCUGUGGCCUCGUUUGCAGGCAAUUUGUGGUGCUGUUUCCCACUUCCGCUGCCCCCUGUCAUGCUGAAGAUGCAAGGCUUUCCCACGCCAACCAGCACUACAGUCCGCAUCUACUUUUCCCUUCCGGCAUGACAAAGCUGAUUUGUGGCCGCAAAUCUGCAUCACAAGUUUCUAGUUUGAGUAUGGGGUGGGGGGAUUUUUCAUUUUUAUAACAAAUGGAUGAAUUGUGGACGAAAAGUGAGAAGUUGAUCGGGGAGAAGUUUUUCGUGUCCACCGGGGCAGUGGUGCCGGAAGUGAGAUGAUACUGAACGACGGUUUCAUAAUUCUUCGUAGGAUAGAUAUUAUAGAAGUCAGUAGGUGUAGGGCUUCAUCUACCUCAUCUAGGGGUCGUGGUGACUUCCUCCUGCGACGAAGCUCUUUUUUACCAUGGCGUAGAGAGGAAAAAUUCUACCGCGCUAUAGAAUGUGAAUGUGUUUGUUGAUCAUACAAAAUUACGUUUUCGAAAUAUACUUUUCAUCCUAGCUUUUCUUAACCACUUUUGAGCGCAACAUGGAUUGACCUAACCACCGUUCCGCGCUGAAGAAGGGCACAGCAAGAAAGUGUGGUGUGCUGGAUCACGCUCACCUAAGUAAUUUCCGCUUGAAAAUAAAUCUACGGCUGCAACUACUUGACGUUGUGUGUCGCGUUGAAGGGUCUUGUUACGUCAGGCUCCCACGGCUGAGCUGUCAGGCGGAUCGUUGCAAGUAC
Molecule: messenger RNA, 2388 nt
Organism: Amoebophrya sp. A120
Lineage: Eukaryota; Dinophyceae; Syndiniales; Amoebophryaceae
Source: the annotation of a GenBank genome assembly